AUAAUUACUCUUUGGAGCAGGCAGCAGCCACCUCUUUCUCUCUCUCUCUCGCUCACUGAACCCUCUCUAAACCCCAAGAAAAUGUCCGUUACAAUCACCACCACAAAACAAUGAAGCGGGUCUUGAAAAUCUCUGACGCGGCCCAGGCGGAGAUGCUCUGCUCAGCAAAACCCAAAACCCUUGCCUCCUCUCCCUUCAUCUUCACCCUCACGAAGUCCCCAAAUCACCGAUUCACCACCCGCGACCUCAAUGCCCAAACCCAAUCCACCUCCCCCAAAAUCUUGGGCCUGUUCACGGACAAGUUCGCCCCCUCUGAUUCCGGAGCCAGAGAGGAUCUCAGAUACAAGGUCACGCAGUUGAGGGACGAAUUGGUUCGAAAUUUCGAGGAGGACUCUGAUCAGAUUUACACUGAUAAGAUUGUUAGGGUUUUGGAGGAGAAAGCCGACUCGUUGCUUCGGAGUUAUUCGGAUGGGUGCGCUUGUGUUGAGCUUUUGAAGCAGCUGGGUUCGUGGCCUCACUUAGCCCUAGAGGUCUUGAAUUGGAGAAGAAAACAGGUGGAUUAUGGCAUUCCUAUGGCGCCUGAGGAGUAUGUCAAGGGUAUUACAGUUGCUGGUAGAAUUAAGAAUGUUGAUCUUGCAGUUGAGCUGUUUACUGAGGCUACUAACAAGCGAAUCAGGACAACAUCUACUUAUAAUGCACUAAUGGGUGCUUAUAUGUUCAAUGGUCUUGCUAAUAAAUGCCAGUCAUUAUUUCGGGAUCUGAAGAAGGAAGCAGUUUCUAGUCCUACAAUUGUAACAUACAACAUUCUUAUUUCUGUUUUUGGUCGCUUGAUGCUAGUUGAUCACAUGGAGGCAACUUUUCGAGAGAUACACGAUUCGAGUCUCUCCCCUAAUAUAAGCACGUACAACAAUUUAAUUGCUGGAUAUGUUACAGCUUGGAUGUGGGAUAAUAUGGAGAAAACUUAUCAGACGAUGAAGAUGGGCCCUGUUAAGCCUGACAUUAACACCUACUUGUUAAUGCUUCGGGGGUUUGCACAUUCAGGUAAUUUAGAAAAGAUGGAGGAGACAUAUGAAUUGGUAAAGCACCAUGUUAAUGAUAAGAACAUUCCAUUGAUCAGAGCCAUGAUUUGUGCAUAUUGUAGGAGUUCUGCAACAGAUAGAGUUAAAAAGAUUGAGGUGCUAAUGAAGAUUAUUCCAG
Molecule: messenger RNA, 1197 nt
Organism: Corylus avellana
Lineage: Eukaryota; Viridiplantae; Streptophyta; Magnoliopsida; Fagales; Betulaceae
Source: RefSeq, a predicted model, not a curated record